UGGUCUGAUACUCUGAUGUGCUGAAGACUGCAAUUAUGACCCUGUGUUGGGGGGGGGAGCUGUAUUUGGUUGCCAUGUAUUUGAGGAAUAAUCACAAACAGCAUCCACGUUUUUGGGGAUUCAAUGUAUCAUCUGGACUAUACAGUUCUUGCCUUUGCAUGGUGAACCUAGCAUGGUCUUGGCAUUGUACUUGAUGUGAUGAAACGCUUAUUGUUGCAAAUACAAUGCGUUCAUGAUCGAAUUGAGGGCCUACAGAGGAAAAUACAAUGCGAGGUGGACCCUCAAAGAAUCUGUGGUAUGCAGGCAAAGAUCAAGCGGUAUCAAGAUGACAAGUUUAUAAUGAAGCAGUAUGCUGAAAAUGAUCGAGUUGUUGAAAAUGGGAGGGUGAUCAAAACUCAGUCUGAGGUUGUUCCAGCCUUGUCUCACAACCAUCAACCUAUCAUCUGGCCACUUAUACGGUUACAGGAGAAGAAUAUUAUCUCAACUCACAUUAAUCCGCAGUGUUCUCGUGAGGUGGAGACCUGCAUGGGAGUAUCUUAGAAGCUACUUGACUGCAAGAGGCUCAAAAGUUUUUGAAGUUUAUGUUUGCACAAUGGCU
Messenger RNA from Fragaria vesca subsp. vesca, 598 nucleotides. RefSeq names its product RNA polymerase II C-terminal domain phosphatase-like 1-like. Gene Ontology annotation, molecular function: RNA binding; zinc ion binding; protein binding. The transcript is spliced from 3 exons. The record is from RefSeq and is a predicted model, not a curated record. Bases 199 to 540 code for a protein of 113 amino acids. Lineage: Eukaryota; Viridiplantae; Streptophyta; Magnoliopsida; Rosales; Rosaceae. Gene Ontology annotation, biological process: RNA modification.